Messenger RNA from Symsagittifera roscoffensis, 843 nucleotides. Its product is annotated as protein CMSS1-like. The record is from RefSeq and is a predicted model, not a curated record. The transcript has a single exon. Gene Ontology annotation, cellular component: 90S preribosome; nucleus. The coding region runs from base 1 to 843 and encodes 280 amino acids. Lineage: Eukaryota; Metazoa; Xenacoelomorpha; Acoela; Convolutidae.
AUGGCAGAUGGUUUAGAGGAUAGUUUCGGCUUCGAGCCACAAAUCGACUACUAUGAAAACAAUGAAGCGGACAUCGAGUUUGUAAUUGAUGAGCAGCCUGUGAAAAAGGAAAAGACUCAACAGACAAGCAGCAUGACCAAAAACGAUGACGUCAUUGAAAACACUGUUGAAGGUGUGAAGAAAAAGAAAAAGAAGAAAAAACAUAAUUUCAAACGGCGGAAAAUUACCGAGGAUGAAUCAAUAGUAAACUGCACCACUUUCGCCGAUUCGAGAGAUUUUCUCAAAUUUCACGACACUUUUUUGGAUCAACAGAAAUUGUCGAGUAUUGAACGCGAAGAGCUUGUUCUAAACCAGCAGACUCAUUUUAAAAAUGUUGCAAAUCGUGAAAGUAUUGAAAAUAUUUCACAAUUCUUGGAAGUGGGUCUAAAUUGGACACCAAAAUUGCGACCGGCGAAAGCGAAAAUGGCACAAGUGGUGAUAGUAUGUUCUGCUGCAAUGCGAUGUAUUGAACUGAUCAAUGUGUUGAAAAAAUCAAAGACGCACAGUUGUGCUCAUAUUUCGAAGAUGUUUUCGUCACAUAUGAAGAUUGACGACCAAGCCAAAGAAUUGGAACGCCAAGAAGUUCAUAUUUGCGUUGGAACGCCAGCUAGGUUGUGUAAAUUGGUGGAGGAAAAAUAUUUGAUUUUGGAGAUUUGUAAAUUCUUUGUGGUUGAUUUUAAUUGGAGGAACUCUAAAUUGAAGAGAAUUGUUGAUAUACCUGAAACGAAAGCGGAACUUAUGAAGUUUGUGAGUUUGUUUCGCAAAAACUUUGUGGAAACUAAAAAUUCAAUUGCCAUAUUUUGA